AUUGACUGACAUUUUAAAGUGAAUGUUCGGUCGUCGUGUGCCGGUUUCCAAGUUUUUCGAGUUUAAUUUCUCUUAAAUAUUAUCGGUUUAUUAUAAAAAAGUGACACAAAAUGCAUCCGGAAGCCACGCUAACUCUUAUACAAAUAUUAGAAAAGACUAUAUCACCAGACCGCAAUGAGUUGGAAGCAGCAGAGAAGUACUUGGACCAUGCUGCGGCUACUAACUUCACAACUUUUGUUAAAAUGCUCUCAGAUGUUUUGGUUCAAGGAGGUAACAGCCAAGUGGCAAGAAUGGCUGCAGGCCUACAGCUUAAAAAUCACCUUACCUCUAAAGAUCCAACAAUGAAACAACAAUAUCAACAGAGGUGGCUUGCACUUCCAGAAGAUAUAAGACUCUAUAUAAAAAAGAAUAUACUAGCAGCUAUAGGAACAGAAAAUAGUAGACCUAGUUCAGCAGCUCAAUGUGUGGCAUAUGUAGCAGUAGCAGAAUUAGCAGUUGGGCAAUGGAAUGAUCUCAUUCCCAUUCUUGUAGAAAAUGUGGUGAAUGCACAAUCAACAGAACUGAAGAAAGAAGCCACCUUAGAAGCAAUUGGCUAUAUUUGUCAAGAAAUUGAUGCAGAAGUCUUAACAGAACAGAGCAAUCCAAUUCUAACUGCUAUUAUCCAUGGAAUGAGGUCUACAGAACCCAGCAAUCAUGUUCGUCUAGCUGCCACACAAGCACUGCUUAACUCCUUAGAAUUUACCAAAGCUAAUUUUGAUAAAGAAAAUGAAAGAAAUUUCAUUAUGGAAGUAGUAUGUGAAGCAACACAAUCAAGUGACAUGAGAAUUAGUGUUGCAGCACUUCAGUGUUUGGUCAAAAUUCUCUCAUUGUAUUAUCAAUAUAUGGAGCCAUAUAUGGGCCAAGCUUUAUUCCCUAUCACUUUAGAGGCUAUGAAAUCUGAUAUAGAUGAGAUCUCUCUUCAAGGCAUUGAAUUUUGGUCUAAUGUUAGUGAUGAAGAGAUUGACCUUGCUAUUGAAGAAGCAGAAGCAGCUGAAGCGGGAAGACCGCCAGUUAGGACAUCGAGGUUUUAUGCAAGAGGAGCUUUACAAUAUCUUGCUCCAGUUCUUAUGCAGAAAUUAACAAAACAAGAUGACUCAGAUGAUGAAUUGGAAUGGAAUCCAUCUAAGGCUGCUUCAGUAUGCCUAAUGCUGUUAUCAAAUUGUUGUGAAGAUGAAAUUGUCCCACAUGUCCUACCGUUCAUAAAUUCAAAUAUAAAAAAUGAGAAUUGGAGAUACAGAGAAGCUGCCUUAAUGGCAUUUGGAUCUAUUCUUGGUGGCUUAGAAGCAACAAGUCUUAAACCAUUGGUGGAAAAUGCUAUGCCAACUUUAAUAGAUGCUAUGUAUGAUACCAGUGUAGCUGUAAGAGACACAGCCGCCUGGACUUUUGGUAGAAUCUGUGAAAUUGUCCCAGAGGCAGCAAUCAAUGAGACUUAUCUCAAACCAUUAUUAGAAAGCCUUGUAAAUGGUCUAAAAGCUGAACCACGAGUUGCAGCUAAUGUUUGUUGGGCUUUCACUGGAUUGGCAGAGGCAGCGUAUGAAGCAGCAGAUUGUGGUGACUUCAAUCAACCAAAAACAUACUGCAUGUCUACUUACUUUGACUUCAUUGUACAACGUCUCUUAGAAACAACUGAUCGUCAGGAUGCAGCUCAACACAAUUUAAGAUCAGCUGCUUAUGAAGCUCUUAUGGAAAUGGUUAAAAACUCACCCACUGAUUGUUAUGUGACAGUUCAAAAAACAACAAUGGUUAUUUUAGAGCGACUACAACAAGUCUUGCAAAUGGAAAAUCAUAUAGCAAGCCAGGCUGAUCGUUCUCAAUUUAAUGACCUCCAAAGUCUUUUGUGUGCUACAUUACAAUCAGUUUUACGCAAAGUUACUCCUGAAGAUGCACCUCAAAUAUCUGAUGCUAUUAUGACUGCUCUUUUAACUAUGUUUGCGGGAAAUGCUGGAAAGGCUGGAGGUGUACAAGAGGAUGCUCUAAUGGCAGUCUCUACUUUAGUUGAGGUUUUGGGAGAAGGUUUUCUAAAGUAUAUGGAUGCUUUCAAACAAUAUCUUUAUGUUGGCCUCAAAAAUCAUCAGGAAUACCAAGUUUGCAUUGCAGCUGUGGGUGUCACAGGAGAUAUCUGUAGAGCGCUGAAAAGUAAGGUGCUACCCUAUUGUGACGAAAUAAUUUAUCUAUUAUUGGAGAACCUUGGUGAUCCAUCAAUACAUCGUUCAGUCAAGCCACAGAUUUUGUCUGUAUUUGGAGAUAUUGCCCUUAGUAUUGGGUCUGACUUCUCUAAAUAUUUUGAUGUGGUUAUGCAAAUGUUGCUGCAGGCCAGCAACGCACAAGUCGACCGCAACGAUUAUGAUAUGGUAGAAUAUUUAGGGGAACUUCGCGAGAGUGUCCUAGAGGCUUAUACUGGAAUUAUACAAGGACUAAAGGGUGUGGAUGGCGAGGUUCGUUCGGACGUGACACUGGUGGAGCCGCACGUUCCGGCCAUCGUGAACUUCAUGAUCCAAGUGGCGUGCGAGCCGGAGCGCACCGACGGCCACAUGUCUGUCAUCGCUGGCCUCACGGGCGACCUUUGCACCGUGUUCGGGAUCCGGAUGCUGCCGUUACUGGAGACACGCGCGUUAUUAGAUCUAUUGCAAGCCGCGCGCCGCUCGCGCAAUUCCCGCACCAAGACCCUGGCUAACUGGGCCACUAAGGAAAUACGCAAGCUGAAGCAGCAGACGCCGCUCACUAGCUGGUGAGUAUACCGCCCCCACAGAAUAAUAAUUAUAAUAUAAUAACUUACGAGCCGGAGCGCACCGACGGCCACAUGUCCGUCAUCGCCGGCCCCACGGGCGACCUCUGCACUGUUCGGGAUCCGGUUGCUGCCGUUACUGGAGACACGCGCGUUAUUAGAUCUGCUGCAAGCCGCGCGCCGCUCGCGCAAUUCCCGCACCAAGACGCUGGCUAACUGGGCCACUAAGGAAAUACGCAAGCUAAAGCAGCAGGCGCUGUUCACUAGCUGAUUUGAAACGUCGUGGUACCGUACUGAUGUAAAGCAAAUUCAAACAACUUAUUGCUGGUAAAUUAAAAUGCAUUGUAUUGGCAGGUCAUGGUUACAUGAGGUAACUUGUAUCAUUUUGUUAACCUUUGUUAGGUGCAUUUAUUUUCCAUAUUAAGAUCAUUCUAAUUUCUAUAACAUACUUAGAUUAUGUUGAAAUAAUAAAGUUAUUAAAAUUGCAUCAAAAAUUAGUAUCUGUAUGUAGAAUACUUAUUUUGUUGGGGCAUAUUUUAACCUUAAAACUCAGUAAAAUCAACAAUGUUAAUAUUCUGAUUAGUGUAUAAUAAAAAAGUUUUCUUUAAAUGUAAAUUAUAUCAAUUUUCAUUGGUCACAUCAAUGCACCUAGCAUAUAAUAAAAAGUUAUAUGAUGAUUGAUGCCUGGCAAUUAAUUUCACAAUUGUCUUAAAUAAAACAUUGAAGCAUUUUUCCUAUUUGGUAUUAUAAAUACAGACAGUGGCUGUGGUAUCUUUACUUAUGUGAAAUAAAAGUGAUAUUGUGAAAGGUGAUAGAAUGAAAGUUGACGUAUGUUAAUUUAGGCAUGCACAUAUGCAAGGGACUGUGAAUUUUAUAAAUUAUUAUUGUUUCGUAAGAUAUAUGAAAGGUUGAAUGUUUGAUUAUGUAUGUUUGUUGAUGCGUGCUUGAUUAUUGCAGAUGUUUUGUAAACUAAGGCAUGUGUCAAUGUUGUUUAAAAGUUGGUGUAAUGUAUAAGAUUCCGUCACGUUAUAAGAGACGAAGGACGCCAUAUUGGUGAAUAUUACUUUUUAUUCAUCACAUUGAAUUUGAUUAUGCGCCUUAGCAAUAAUGAUUUUCCAUUUAUAUCAAUUGCUCAUGUAUUAUAUAUGUAGAAAUUGUUUUAUUUCACUAGAUUUCUCAUCUGCUAAUUAAUUUACUGGUUGUUCCAAUAUUUAUUACUUGCAUUUCAGACUUGUGUGAUGAACAGAAAGUUUGGCCUUCUCAUCUCGUCGUUGCGUUAUUUGUACAUAUGUAAUUAAAAGUUCUUUUUCAAUGUUAAUAAAGAGGCAAUUGAUUAUUGACACUAUAGUUUUAGUAAUAUGUAAAAUUAAAACGAUUUUAUAAAAAACAAAAAAAAUACAGUAAAAUGUCAAACAAUGGUGUUGAACCCUGCAUGAUUCUCAAAAACUAACUAAACUUAAAUUUGACAACAGUUUAUUCUUAUCAUUCUCUGUACAGAAUGAAGAGGACAGACUGAUGUUAAAUUUAGUUUUAAGUUUAGAGAAUCAUGCCAGAAUCAAUAUUCAUUCACUCUGGUUGGCCGUUAUUCCAACUUGAAUCUCAAACUGAUGUUGCUGAUAAUGAAGUUACCUUUUCGUCUUGGCCGCCAUUUGGUUUUAUAUAAAUUUAAAAAGCUAAUGAAAUUUUGCGUUUUUUUUCUGGGGCUGGCAAGUUUACCUGAAUGAGGACAUUCGUUUAUGUGGGGCCAAAGAACUGUAUACUUGUAAGUACUCAAUAUACUUGUCAUCAUCAAUAUUUUUAUGUUAAUUAAACUAAAAAGACCUCGUCAUCCAUUCAGUUUAUGCGCAAAAUAAUGCAUAUAGCUGUGCCAUUUUAUGCUGAAAAUUUAAAAUAAUGGUAAAAUUCCUUAUCAACUUUCAAUGAUUACAAAAAGAAAAUUUUAUAUCAGUAGAAACGUUAUGUUUGUAUUCACGGAUAUUAAAGCGGUUAUUGUUCAGAUUAUACAUUACAACGGUAAAGGACCUUGGAAACUUAACAGCAAUAAAUAUUUUGUAUUAUAUUUCUGAGUGUCUGCUAGUCUGUGAGCAUCACUGACAGGGAUGAUGUUUGCGCGAAUUAUGCAAGAUUUUUUAUGAGAUGUGUAUAUUAAUUAUUUUCUUUGUUCUGUGUUAUGCAUAAAUGGAGGUAUAUAUAUUUUACGUACUCAUUCAAAAUGUCAUUUUGAAUAUUAUUGAUAGUUUUAUCAGAAUUCCGAAACAUAUAUGUACUCUAUUUUUAAGUAUGAUAGGAGAAUGUGUGAGGACUAGUGCCAUGCCAUGAAAGGUUCUGAAUUAGAAUCAUAGGCAUCCAGUCAAUGAAUACCACCCACUUUUCCUGCGUGAAUCAAAAAUCAACAAUUAUUCUGUUGAAUAAAAAUAGUUUUUGGUUUGACUACAACAACUUAUUAUGUAAACUGUUCUAUGGUAAUAAAACAUCUAGAAAUUAACAUUACUUUCCUUUAUACGAGUACCCGCGACGAACGACCGCGCUGUGCGCAUGUGGGCGUCCACAUCUUCGUCACGAGCAGUAACGUUGCACGGUGCGUUGGCAUAAUGUGUAAACCUAUUAGUAAAUUAGCACGUACUAU
This is a messenger RNA of Chilo suppressalis (striped riceborer), 5390 nucleotides long. NCBI's taxonomy places the organism in Eukaryota, Metazoa, Arthropoda, Insecta, Lepidoptera, Crambidae. The record is from the annotation of a GenBank genome assembly.